AUAAAAUUCGCAAAGAAGCAUCAUUUUGGAAAAUGGUUCUUCAAAGGUUAUUCGAGUUCUUUGGCUUUGAGAGGACAUCAAGAAGACUGAAGUCAGGAAGGAUACCACGGAAAUUGUCUGUCCUUUGUAGAGCUUGUCGCCGGAUAUGAUCACAUUUUGCGGCAAGUUUUGGAUAUGCCCAAAGGAUCUACAAGAUAUCUGAGUGCAACAAUUCAAAAUGAAAUGAUUGAGAGCUUGGGGACCAAACUCGCAACCCAUCUACUAGAACAAAUUAGAGCGUCACCGUUUUUUGCCAUCAUAAUGGAUACGACACAGGACAUAUCGAAGGUAGAUCAGCUAAGCAUUUUUGUGAGGUAUGCAGUAAUAACCAGAUCGGAAAAUGGACAGCCAAUUUAUAUAGAAGUAAAGGAAGUGUUUCUAGGCUUUUAUGCAGCUAUCAAACAUGGCGCAGUAGAUUUAGUCAACCAAAUGACAACAUUAUUUAUCGACAAAAAUAUUGAUUUAAAAAAGAAUGUGGGGCAAGGCUAUGAUGGAGCCAGUGUAAUUAGUGGUGUGUAUAAUGUUGUACAAAAACAUAUUAAGGAUAUCCAGCCUAACGCAGACAUCAAACGUUGGGUUCUACUGUCCAAAUUCACUGGCGAAUCGGACACCAUUCUAAAAAACUAAAUCCGCCUAGAUGGUCCAGUAGGGUCAAUACGAUAUCUGCAAUAAAACUUCGUUAUUUUGAUAUUAUCAAAGCAUUAUCAGAAAUAGUUCUAUAGAGUCCUAAUGAAGAUGAGCGUAGUGAAGCAGAGAUUAUUAAAACAAAAAUGCUAAAUUUCGAGCUUGUGUUGCUUUGCGAAUUCAUGCACUGUAUAUUGAACGACAUCAAUUAUGCAUCCAAAACUUUACAAAAAUGCGACAUCAAUUUGGGCGAACCGAGUAAAGUUUUAGCAGAGACCAAAGCAAAGUUGCAAAUUUAUAAAAUUAUUUCGAAUUAUUCAAGUUCAAAGCCAGUAAAACUGCAAGAAAAUAUGGUAUUGAUACCCAUUUUCAAGAAAAAAGGCAAAGAAAAGUUAAAAAACAUUUUGAUGAAUUCGCUGCUGAUCACCGAUUUCCAAACCGAGAAAAAAUAUUUAAAAUUAAGAUUUUCAAUAAUGUACUAGAUACAGUAAUAUCUCAAUUAGAUGCACGUUUUAUUGGUAUGAGUGCAGUCUGUCAUAUAUUCGAUUUUCUAAC
This is a messenger RNA of Chilo suppressalis (striped riceborer), 1218 nucleotides long. The record is from the annotation of a GenBank genome assembly. NCBI's taxonomy places the organism in Eukaryota, Metazoa, Arthropoda, Insecta, Lepidoptera, Crambidae.